AUGAGGCGAGACAAUAUUUUUAGGCCUGUUAUUGAAGGUGGGCUGGGCUUAGUACAUCUUUAUGAGCGGCAGAUAGUGUCUCGUUUCUUCUUUUUUCGCGAUACUUCCCAUCCUGUAAUUCGUUCAUACAUGCAAGUCACACUUGUUAAUGCGUUACCUGAUUUAGUUGUUUCUUCAAGUUUUUCUUCACGCUUAUGCUUGUGGGGGUUCAUGCAAGAAGUUUACUUGGCGGUUCGUUUCCUGACAGUUCGGUUUUCCACUGAAUACUUGUAUUCUGUGUCGCGCAAAACGUUGUACAAAGACUUACUAUCCAUGCUAUUCCCACCUCCACUUUACCGAUCAAUAUACAUUAAAUUGCCAGGCCACGAUGUGCUAAAGCGAUUUCGCAAAAUGUAUUUAUCCCCUUGCUGCACAACAUUCUUUUAUAAUGUUCAUAGUGAAACCAUACCGGUUAAAACAUGGCUACAAAAAAAAGGUAUCUUUGUCUCUUCUGUUAACUGUCGCCUUUGUGAUGUACCAGAGACAAUUGAACAUUGUUUUAUUAGCUGCACUGACGCCAUCCUUUUUUGGGAUGUCCUCCAACGGACUUUAAAGAAAGACUUUGAAAUUAACGCUCAUACUGUGCGAUACCUGCUGCCAACCUCUGAUAAUAGUGCACCUUUCGAUAUGUUUUUUGUCAUGGGAAUGCACAGUUUGUGGAAAACGCGAAUGAUGGACAGAAACGCUGAAACGGUUGUACCUACAAGGGCAAAUUUCUGGGACGAGGCUGACGUUGAUGAGGCUUCCCGCGUGCUAGUAUCACCGGUGGACACAGUUGCAACACCUUCUGUGCCGGCUGCUAAAUCCACGAAGGUGGCAAAUGUGCUGCCUACGGACCCGAAAGAUGCAGUGCAAAGGGCAUGCGACGAAGGAACCAAAGAAGAAUCGGCCACGAAAUCCGCCACUGCCGAGGAGACCGCCACGGAGCACGGACCGGCAACUCCCUGGAUGGGCGUCGAAGAAUCGAGUGCAAGCAAUGCGGCUAUGAAAAGAGCGAGGGACUCGACCGGCAACCUGGACGGCAACCUUGACAACGGGGCCAAAGACGAGCCGCUGCCAAAAGCGCAGGCGGGUCGUCGUGUUCCCGUGCGCCUGAAACCAAACAUCCCGCCGGACAGACGGCCGGCGGCAAAACUGCCUAAGUAG
Molecule: messenger RNA, 1185 nt
Organism: Dermacentor andersoni
Lineage: Eukaryota; Metazoa; Arthropoda; Arachnida; Ixodida; Ixodidae
Source: RefSeq, a predicted model, not a curated record